GCCUUCCGAGGUCCAAGGUUUGAUUGCCACCGAUAUUCAUAACCGGGUCAUCUCGUAAACAAUCACCCACCAUGCCUGGCCCCUACCCUGGACACUCUGACGAAGCUUUCCCGGGGGUUUUCAACCUGUCGGCCAUGCCCCCUCAGCCCAAGGAGAAAAAACCAGGUCAGCUUCCAGAGGAGGACAUCCGACGCUUUUUUGAAGAGGGAUAUGUCGUUGUGAAGGAUUUCUUCUCCCCCAGUGAGCUGGAACCCUGUAAGAAAGCUUUAGAAAAACUUGUCGAUGAUGUAGCUCAGCGUCUCUACAAAGCCGGCAAAAUAUCCAGUUUGUACGAAGACUGCGAUCCUUUCCACGAACGACUGCAGAAAAUUGACAAAGAGUGGCCAGGAGCAGCCAUCUUGGUGAUAAAAAACCAAGUACUUCCCCAGGCAAUGAAGAACAUUUGGACGAAUGAGCGCCUGUUGAACGUAGUUGAACAACUGAUAGGACCAAACAUUGCAGGCAACUGUGUGUACAACAUCCGGUCCAAGCUUCCGAACCACGAACCCACUGUCGUGCCGUGGCACCAAGAUAACGGUUACUUCGACAAGGAUGCGUACCGGCAGCUGAUACCCACGGCUUGGAUACCGUUUGUGGAUGCAAAUAAGCAGAAUGGUGGCCUACAGUUUGCACGUCGCGGACAGAAGACAGGGCGCACUGCUGACCACACCUGCUGCUGGCAGGGAACCUGGUACAUCAUGCUGGACGAGAGCGAAAUGAAGAAUACCCUCGAUGUGGACUUAGAGAAGGACAUUCAAGUAGUAGAUGUUCCAUACGGGGGAAUGGUUCUAUUCAGCAAUGUCAUACCCCAUCAGAGCUUGCCCAAUGUUACGAACAAGAUUCGAUGGUCCAUGGAUCUCAGAUGGCAAGAUGCAAACAAGCCUCCUGCGUUCCAUGGUCUGAAAAACCACAUUGUUUUCCGGACAGAAAAAGAGCCUAACCACGUGAUUGACUGGGCGACCUUUGAGGCAGUAGACAGAACGGAAGUCCAGCUGAAAGCUGUGGAGGAUCUCCGAGAGGAUAAACCGGAGAAGGGAUUCGACACGCUGAUUUCUGGCCCCUGGAUGAAAAUGUGGGAAAUUAAUAACAUAAAUAGACAUGUCAUCUUCUAACGAGUGAUAUUGAAAACUUUGUUUUCUCAAAUAGAUUUACUAUGUAUAUAUGCACAUUUUUGGCACUAGUCUAUGAUGACAAUAAACUGUGUUAUGUCAA
Molecule: messenger RNA, 1251 nt
Organism: Magallana angulata
Lineage: Eukaryota; Metazoa; Mollusca; Bivalvia; Ostreida; Ostreidae
Exons: 9
Coding region: 72-1151 (359 amino acids)
Source: RefSeq, a predicted model, not a curated record